Messenger RNA from Centropristis striata (black sea bass), 1350 nucleotides. Its product is annotated as serine/threonine-protein kinase pim-2. Lineage: Eukaryota; Metazoa; Chordata; Actinopteri; Perciformes; Serranidae. The transcript is spliced from 8 exons. Bases 1 to 1269 code for a protein of 422 amino acids. Gene Ontology annotation, molecular function: protein serine/threonine kinase activity; ATP binding. The record is from RefSeq and is a predicted model, not a curated record. Gene Ontology annotation, cellular component: cytoplasm. Gene Ontology annotation, biological process: regulation of mitotic cell cycle; negative regulation of apoptotic process; protein autophosphorylation.
AUGGAUGAAAAGACUCUUUAUUCUCUGGACUCAGAGAAUGGUUCAAAGAGCAGUGGCAGCACUACUGAACCCAACUACUGCAUGGGGGACGACUGUAGGGUGACAAGUAACAAACACAAGAUCAGCAUAAAUUACUCAGAGCCACCCAGAAAAAGGCAGAGGGGUGCCAGCGAACCCCCUGAGGUGACAGUGGAGACUGCGACAGCCAGAGAGACCAAUGAAAAGUGGCAGAGAACUGGAAACUACGACACCAACGCUGGUGAACCUACCAAGGUGUCAGCGCAGGAAGUCAGAGAAGCCGAGAGGAAGAAAGAGGUCAGUGCUGAGCGGCCGCCAGCAACAGAGUCUCCCAGGACGAAGAGGUGGGAUAUCGACUGUGAAGUCUCCCCGAGCUCCUGCAGCCCUUCAACCUCCCGGCAGAACAAUGAGACGCCAUCCUGCUCCGUCAGGACCAGCAGAGAAAAAUUUGAGGCCAAGUACCUGCAGCUUCUCAAGCUCGGAGAAGGCGGCUUCGGAACGGUUUAUGCUGGAGAAAGAAAAACUGACAACUUACCAGUGGCGAUCAAACACAUCCCUAAAGCUGCUGUGCAGACUCGACCAGUGGUUUUAAAUGGAAAGACGCACAUGGUGCCAUUGGAGGUGCUUCUCAUGCUGAGAGUGGCAGGUGGACCGGGGUCACUGGGGAAACAUGCUGCCGUGUCAUUAUUAGACUGGUAUGAUCUGGGCCCGGAGGUCCUGCUUGUCAUGGAGAGACCAGUCCCUUGUGAGGACCUGCUGACCUACCUUGAAAACAACAAUGGUCUCCUGAGGGAAGACCAGGCAAAGAACAUCAUGAAGCAGCUGGUGGAAGCAGCAGUUAAGAUGCACUCUCUUGGAGUCUUCCAUCGGGACAUUAAAGCAGAAAAUGUCCUCGUUGAUUUAAGCUCGGAUGUCCCUCGUGUGAGAAUCAUAGACUUUGGAUGUGGCUGCUUGGUGAAGAAGAUACCGUACCGCUCCUUCUCUGGAACCGAUGCCUACAUCCCUCCAGAGUUUUACCGGCUUGGCACAUAUGAGGCGGGCCCCAGCACAGUCUGGCAGCUGGGCGCUCUGCUCUAUGAACUGGUGGACAGCUACAAAAAUUUCACCACCUUGGAGUUCCUUCACAAGAAAAUUACCAUAAACACUGAGCUGUCCAAAGACUGCCAGGACUUGUUGGAUGUGUGUUUGGCUGUGAACCCUCAGGAGCGCGGCACUCUGGAGCAGAUUCUGCUGCACCCCUGGUUCUCCUAAUCCUGCACAACCGACCACCCAUUGGGCUGAGCCAACUGACUCCAAUGAACUCCAUCCUUUGGUAAACAUAGGCCUACAAUA